Aptenodytes forsteri (emperor penguin) is the source of this 553-nucleotide messenger RNA. It is a transcript of the gene SSR3, whose product is annotated as signal sequence receptor subunit 3. The transcript has 4 exons. Gene Ontology annotation, biological process: SRP-dependent cotranslational protein targeting to membrane. The record is from RefSeq and is a predicted model, not a curated record. NCBI's taxonomy places the organism in Eukaryota, Metazoa, Chordata, Aves, Sphenisciformes, Spheniscidae. Bases 23 to 424 code for a protein of 133 amino acids. Gene Ontology annotation, cellular component: membrane; endoplasmic reticulum.
GCUUUACUGGAGGAUAUGGCAUAUGGAUCUUGUUCAGUCUGCAGUCCUGUAUAGUGUAAUGACCCUCAUCAGUACCUAUCUAGUCGCUUUUGCAUAUAAGAACGUCAAGUUUGUUCUCAAACAUAAAGUAGCACAGAAAAGAGAAGACGCUGUUUCCAAAGAAGUUACUCGCAAGCUGUCUGAGGCAGACAAUAGGAAGAUGUCUCGCAAGGAGAAGGAUGAAAGAAUUCUGUGGAAGAAAAAUGAAGUUGCAGAUUAUGAAGCAACAACUUUUUCCAUCUUCUACAACAAUACUCUCUUUCUGGUCUUGGUCAUUAUUGCUUCAUUUUUUGUGCUGAAGAACUUCAACCCCACUGUAAACUAUAUUCUUUCUAUAAGUGCUUCAUCUGGACUGAUUGCUCUGCUAUCUACAGGAUCCAAGUAGACAAAAAAAACCCACAGCAAUUUAUUUCUGUGAGAGGGUUCAACUGCCAUACAAAAGUUUAAGGGUGGAAUAGGAAUACAUUUUUUUUUUUUUUAUAGUGUGACUGCUUGAGGGUAUGGGGGGGAGGGU